This is a messenger RNA of Nelumbo nucifera (sacred lotus), 1308 nucleotides long. Its product is annotated as CASP-like protein 5B3. Gene Ontology annotation, cellular component: membrane. NCBI's taxonomy places the organism in Eukaryota, Viridiplantae, Streptophyta, Magnoliopsida, Proteales, Nelumbonaceae. The record is from RefSeq and is a predicted model, not a curated record.
AUUUCCACUUUCCAUCCAGUCGAAUGCAACCUUGCCCGGUCAAAAGCAAACUAAAUCCGCUGGCACUGUUUUUGUUGGUUGAAGUGUGAAUAUCUGGAGCAGCAAAGGAAAUUGUUUGGUUCUAAUUUCUGACUUUUUUUUUUCCUGCUUUUUCUCUUCUUGAGCUUGAAGUUUAGCCGUCUGGUGCACUGUUGCUCUCGACUCUCUUUUCGUCUGAGAUGCUUGUAUUUCCUUCUACCAACUCAAGCUCUGUUUCAAACCUUCCUUUUCCCAGUUUUUCUUUUACAUCAGUACUUCUAUUUUAUUCUCUUGGUAUCGGUUUUAGGGUGCCAAGGGUGGUUUCUACCAGAGGGUCCUUUGAAAAUGGGUUCUUUUUAGUUUUGUUUAUUUAUUUAUAUUUAUUUAUUUGUUUUUUCUUUCCAACUGGGCGUUCAAUGUGCGAUCCCUUAUCUGGGGUUUAAUGGAGGUUUCUUCUGUGUUGUUGUGAUAGAGAAGAUGGGUUUUCUUCUUUCUCUUGGGUGAAGGUUCUGAAUUUUUUUCCUCUUCUUUCUGGGUUCGUGAAAAUGAAGGAUUUUCCAGGAACACCUGGGACUUUGACUGCGCUCAUUCUUCGGAUUUUACAGUGUUUAUUCGCGGGUGGUUCAAUAAUUACAAUGGCAACUGCACCAACCUUCUUCAAUUCCACAGCUUUCUGCUACCUGAUUGCUUCAAUGGGUUUGCAAGUCAUCUGGAGCUUUGGACUUGCAUCAUUGGAUGCAUACGCCUUGGCAAGAAAGAAGAUCCUUCACAAUACUACUUUGGUCAGCCUCUUUGUUGUUGGAGACUGGGUCACAGCUACAUUGUCUCUAGCAGCAGCAUCCUCUGCAGCAGGGGUAACUGUUUUAUACACCAGAGAUUUGAGAGGCUACAGUGUGCCAGACUGCCCAAAAUUCCAGAUGUCAGUCUGCCUGGCCUUUGUGAGCUGGAUGAUGAUUGAGAUAUCUUCUCUUAUCAUGUUUUGGCUUCUGGCAGCAGGAGGAUACAAAAUUCAACAGCUAAAUGAAUGGAAGCCUCUCUAGCUCAGAGCUGGGCUAUGGUAGGAACGGUAAAGGAUUCAAGUCUAAGAAGCGAAGGUUGGAUGCCUGGAAAAAAAUGAUUUCUAUGGAGAAUGUUGAAAGACGAAACUGUGUAUAAAAAAAAAGAAAAAGAAAAAGAAAAUUGAAAGUAUUCUAUCUGACGAAAUUUGAAGAAUUGUCUUUGGAGGUUCCAAUGUCACUGCUAUUUUUUUUACACAGCUUUUGGUUUUAGGACAAUAAUUUUACAUAAAAA